GCAGCCUUCCAGCCACGUUGCAUUGAUAAGCUGGAGCUACCUAGAGACUUGUUUAUUAUCAUGCUAAUGAUAAAUACGCAAUUUUGCUUGGCAUGUUAUCAGUUCCCAACACAACUCGUUGCGUAUUGACGGAGACUGACACCCACACUGAGUCACGUGAUCCUGAGUCUGCACAUCCUAUGACAAAUAUGAUUACUGUGAUUGCGCUACUGGGCGUGCUGGAGAGUUGCUUGUCGAUUGCUCCAUCUCUUCAUCUGCUUGACCCUCUAGCAGCCAAGGAAACCGGAGCUCUCUGCCUCGAUGGCAGCCCUCCAGGAUACUAUUUCAGACCAGGAUCUGACAAUGCCAAGUGGCGAAUUCACCUGCGAGGUGGUGGCUGGUGCUUUGACGAACGUUCUUGCCUGUCGAGAUCUCAAACUUCUCUGGGAACCAGCAAAUUCUGGCCAAAAGAGAUAACAGAUGCUGCCAAUGGAUUCAUGAGUGACGACUCUAAGACAAACCCGGAUUUUUCUCACUGGCAACUUGCUUUCAUUGAAUACUGUGAUGGCUCAUCCUAUACAGGAAACAGAGAGGAACCAGUUCAAGUCAAUGACACCAUUCUUUAUUUCAGAGGUCAACGAAUUUUCGACGAACUUCUUAAAGACAUGGAUCGUCGCUACGGGCUACUCACAAACAGCACAGACGUAAUACUAACAGGUACAUCGGCUGGAGGUUUAGCUACAUACCUUCAUGCAGACUACCUUCGAUCGCUUCUUCCCACUACCACAUCUUAUGCAGUCUACCCUGACGCUGGAUACUUCCUAGAUCAUAAGGAUGUAUCUGGAUCGAAUAAAAUUCUUCAAGCCUUCAUGAAUGGUUAUCGUUUAUGGAAUGGCACUGGAGGCACCAACCAAGCUUGCAUUCGUGAAACAUCACGCAGUGAUGGCUGGAAAUGUUUCUUUGCUCCCUAUGUCUAUAGAUUCAUACAAAACACAAGAGUGUUUGUCUUAAACUCUCUUUAUGAUUCUGCCCAAAUUUCAGGAAUUUUUCGUCUUGGUUGCAAUCCAGACAAGCAAGGCAACUGCAGCAAGAAACAACUAGAUGAACUCCAGCAAUAUCGGGAUGACAUGGUGAAAGCACUAGAUCCCGUCAUUAAGUCUCAAAGAGAUGGCAUUUUUGCAACUGCAUGUUACCAACAUGAAGAAUCAUGCCAAGACUUUGAUUGGGACGGAGUCCAUGUUAACAAUGUCUCUCAACGUCAAGCGUUUGGUGACUGGUAUUUCAACCGAACUCAACCGGCUCACAGCAAAUACAUCGAUGUUCGCUGGCCAGACAACAAAUCUUGCAAGUUAGGUAUCAUUCAUGGUCCAUGUUGACGAACUUGGACAAUGUCUCAUUGUUAGCAUCAAGAGCAAGAAACAAUGAUUUGCUAUGUUCAUAAUUAGUUCACAUACAAUAGCAAAUUGAAGUCUUUGUC
Molecule: messenger RNA, 1456 nt
Organism: Corticium candelabrum
Lineage: Eukaryota; Metazoa; Porifera; Homoscleromorpha; Homosclerophorida; Plakinidae
Exons: 3
Coding region: 93-1355 (420 amino acids)
Molecular function (GO): hydrolase activity
Source: RefSeq, a predicted model, not a curated record